This is a messenger RNA of Poeciliopsis prolifica (blackstripe livebearer), 7103 nucleotides long. It is a transcript of the gene lrch1, whose product is annotated as leucine-rich repeats and calponin homology (CH) domain containing 1. Gene Ontology annotation, molecular function: protein binding. NCBI's taxonomy places the organism in Eukaryota, Metazoa, Chordata, Actinopteri, Cyprinodontiformes, Poeciliidae. Bases 151 to 2343 code for a protein of 730 amino acids. The record is from RefSeq and is a predicted model, not a curated record. The transcript is spliced from 20 exons.
CCUGAGAGGAAGACGCGGCGCCGUUUGUUGGGAAUCUCACCGCGCGACAGGGCACGGCACGGCAGGCUUUGGGGAAGUCGGUGUCCCGCGGAACCCGCGCCUCCCACCUGGAUAUAACCGGACGCACGCGUGGCGGAGAAGCGGAAAAUUAUGGCGACGUUGGGACCGGAGUCGGCUCGCCCUCCCCUCGCCCAGCUCGGAUCUCCCCCGUCUAACCAGCCUCACGUCGGCUGCGCGAACCUGCCUCCCAACCGGGGCUUGGAGCGCGCGCUGGAGGAGGCGGCGGCCAGCGGUGUGCUGAACCUCAGCUGCCGCAAGCUGAAGGAGUUUCCCCGGACCGCCGCCAACCACGACCUGAGCGAUACGGUGGAGGCAGACCUCUCAAAGAACCGGCUCAGCGACGUCCCCUCAGAGGUCUGCCACCUAGUCGCCUUGGAGACACUAAACUUGUAUCACAACUGCAUCAGGACCAUCCCGGACAGCAUCAUCACCCUACAGUCGCUCACGUCGUUGAACCUCAGUCGGAACCAGCUGGGCUCUCUGCCGUCGUGCCUCUGCGGUCUACCUCUGAGGGUCCUCAACGCCAGCAACAACAAACUGGUGAGCCUGCCGGAGACCAUCGGGCAGCUGCACAGCCUCAUGGAGCUGGACAUCAGCUGUAACGAGAUCACGGCCCUCCCCCGGCACAUCGGCAGACUCAAAGCGCUGCGGGAACUUAACGUGCGGCGAAAUCUCCUCUGUGUCCUGCCAGAAGACCUGGCCGACCUCCCGCUGGUGAAGUUCGACUUCUCGUGUAACAAGGUGUCCACCAUCCCGGUGUGCUACAGGAAGAUGAGGCAGCUGCAGUCGCUGCAGUUAGAGAACAACCCGCUACAGAGUCCUCCUGCACAGAUCUGCAUCAAGGGUAAAGUCCACAUAUUCAAGUAUCUGAGCAUCGAGGCGUGUCGCAGCGAGAAGAUGCCCGACUCGCUGUACCUCCCUGUCAUGGAGCGACUCAGUUUCACUCGUCCCUCCACUGGCAGUGUGGAGGACAUGGAGCAACAGAAGAAGCAGGACAGCGACUCAGGAGUCGGCAGUGACAACGGAGACAAGAGGCUGUCUGCCACCGAGCCUUCAGACGAAGACAGUCUGAGUCUCAACGUGCCGAUGAGCAACAUUACAGAAGAGGAGGGAAUCAGCAAAGACGACUCCAGUGAACACAUCAGCUCCCUGACAGCCGACCCGAACUCUGACUCGGUGCGCCUGAUAGAAGAGAGUCCUACGGAAGCCCUGAAUGACCCGCUGACCUACAGAGACUCGUCUCUCAGCAGCCGCUUCAUCGGCUACAUCAAGGGCCGAACGGCAGCGGACUUCGAAGAGCCCCUCAGGAUAGAGGAAGACUCACACUGGCAGACAGAGCAGAGGUCAAAGGUCUCGAGGGGCACAGAGCUCCAUAUUGACAUGAUUAACCAGCUACAGGAGGCGGUGGAGCUGCUGCAGAACCCCAGCAGAGUGAGCGCAGAGCAGGAUGAUCUGUCUGAAGUCCAGCUGUACCCGGUGGAGAUGGUCACCGUGGAGGAGUCCUUCAACGGACAAGACAACGAUGAGGGAAGCACAACACCAAAGCGCAUGGAGGAGGGAGGCUAUGAGUUCCAGAAGAAGAGGCGGAUGAUUCUAGAAAAGGCCCGCUUUGAGGCCCAGCUUGCGUGCCGGGACUAUGAGUGGCAUAUGUCCCUGAAGCAAGAACAUCGAUCUCCAACCAUGGGAUCUUCGUCUCUCUCCAGUCCGCCGUUUGGGCUGAAACCUCGCUCGGCCCCGCCCUCACUGCCGUGCUCACCCCCUCCUUCCUGUCUAGACCCCUCCCUCCUCUCACAGGCCUCACCCCUACAUCGUAGACAAGGCGACGGAGGCAUGCUCAGCGCGGUGUUCCUGCGGAGCCACAAGAGCAUGGAGUCAGUGGACCCCCAGUUCACCAUGAGGAGGAAGAUGGAGCAGCUGAGGGAGGAGCUGGAGCUCAUGGAGCAGCUGAGAGAAAUCAUCGAGAGCCGACUGAAGGUGGCCCUCCCUGAAGACCUGGGCUCGUCUCUGAUGGACGGCGUCGUCCUCUGCCAUCUGGCCAAUCACAUUCGCCCUCGCUCCGUCGCCAGCAUCCAUGUCCCCUCACCCGCCGUGCCCAAGCUCAGCAUGGCGAAGUGCCGGCGGAAUGUGGAGAACUUCCUGGACGCCUGCAGGAAGAUAGGCGUGCCGCAGGACAAGCUGUGUCUGCCUCACCACAUCCUGGAGGAGAAAGGCCUGGUGAAGGUGUGCGUCACGGUGCAGGCCCUGGUGGACGAGGCCUCCUCCAAAUGCCCCGUGCUGGUGUGAGCGGCGGCGCAGCGGGACCGACGCCGCUCCGCGCGACGUGACGCCGUGGUUCACGUCUCCCGUCGUUCGCAGCAUCGCAGCACUUUGAAUUUCUCGUCAGCUUGCAGAAAGGGAACCAAUUCCGUCUGGAGUGGGUUUACGUACUAACUCAGAAAGAGGAACGUUGAAUCGAGCGGCUUGGCUCACUGCAGGUGUUUUUUUUUGUGUUUUUUUUAAACCCUCAAAAUCAGGAGUUUGGGAUCUUUUUUUGUUUGUUUGUUUUUUUACUGUGAUCAGCUAAAAUGGCAGAUGUAGAGCCCCACAUUUUUUAUGUUUUAACCUAGAUUAAGAAAAUCUUCACACUGGCUGGUCCCCAUUAUUUUUGUAAAAUAUGAAAAGGAGAAAAGAAAUUCACAGAGGACAAACAGAAAUCGAGAGGAUACAGUGGACCCACGCAGUGUUUGUGGAUUUUUCUGUGGAUCGUAAAUUCCGAGUUAUUCGUGGAAAAUUUGUCUACUAGCGUUUUUUUGCAGAACAUAUCUAAAAUAUUAGAUAUUAUCAAAUAUUGAAAGGAAAAUGCAGCUUGAGAAGCUGGAAUAUCUUAGUGCAAUGCUACUUGACACAAUAUUGGCUGGUCUUUGCACAGCAGUGUUUUUAUGAGGGCACAAAUCUUUACACACAAAUUUGCAAAACUAUCACUUCACGUUUUUCUGUCCCAUAACAUACAACAAAAGAUAUUUUUCCAAGGCUGUGUUCAAAUACACUUCAGCUUAGAGAUGUUUAUUAGACAUAAGGAUUUUGGCCAAUCCAGGACAAGCAUCAUGGAUGACGUAAUAAUUAUGAAUUACAUUUAUAGGAUAUUUGUUUGGACCCUUCCAAAAGUAAUAACUAAAUAUUACUUCCCCCAAUGCUGUUUCUGUUGACCCUUUGCAAGUACGUCAUCUAAUCAUGUAAAGCCGCCAUGGCCGACGUCAGAAGGGAGGAACGGGAGUAUCGAACAGACCGAUUGUGAUUGUUUUCCCAGGUUUGUUUUUUUACAUUUAUGUUUCUUCUGGUUCCACAAAGCUAAUUUAUUUGUGGAAGUAAACCUGGGGUUCAUAGGCAGCAGUAUUUACAUAAGUUGGAAAUGGCUAGCUUAGAAACCAACCCAUACCUUUGUCUUUCUGAUGUAUUCGUUGAUUUCAUCAAGUCAGACUUUGCUUGAAUUCACAUACCACUUUAUAAACAAUGGUUUGUCUUACACCAUAGAACACCUAAAAGUCUGCAAAAGUCUAAGAAAAUAGAUAAAUAUUGUAGAAUCAAUUUUAUUAUACAGCUCUACUUACCCAUGCAAAAAAAAAAUUAUGGAAAAACAAAAUUGUGCUGUUUCUACUGGGCACAUUAAUUUUCAAAAUGUCAAUGAAAAUGCAGCUACAGAUUACAUCUUAAUAAUCUCACUUCCUUAACAGGUGUAUAAACAUUAAUUUUCUCACCUUGCAAAAAAAAAAGUUUGCUUCAAAUCUGUGAGUACAUCAAGGGCUGCUAAUGGCUACUAUCCAUCGCUGUCUUCUUUCCUUGUCAAAAGGUUUCCAGACAAUAAGUUUGCUGUGGGCUCAGGUCCGUUUUCAGCCGAUCUGUGAAUAUUUUUAUUGUGAAAUCAUCUACAUACAAGCAGUAUUAGGCUGCCAUUGUCUGAUUUUUGAUCAGCUUUGUAGAAGCUAACGUGUACGUAUGUUGAUUUGACUUCCAUCAUGGCGGAGUGGGCUGCUUUAUGAACAGCAUGACGUCAAGUGCAAAGGGUCAAUUGCUUUGUUUAAGAAUCGAUUCCACUUGAUUAAUUGGGCAAAUUAUCAUAUCGCUAAAACUCCAUUCUGGGUUUCCUAAUUACCUAUGACAAUUCACCACCACAUGCUCCUAGCAUAAAUAAAAGUGAAGGCUGGAAGCUAAGACGGUUUUCACUGUUCGUAUUAAUGUAGAUGAAAUUAUAUUGGGUAUUUGAACUAUUAAAACAGCCAGGAUUAAUUGUUUUUGUACAUUUUUUCACAUAUUUCUACUUUUUAUGGACAGCUGUGGUCUCUAACCCCCAUGAAUACCAGGGUCCGCUGAGCUGUUAUCAACUAUGCUAUUUUAUGAGAAAAGCCAUAAAACAAACAAAAAAAAAUAGCCAAAAAUGUAGUUUUUUUUUUUUUUUUGAUGACAAAUCCAGAAAUUGGUAGUGUUUUUAUUGAGAUAUUUUUGCCAAAUGCUUUUGGAUGAAAUUGCAAAUGUAUUUUUUUUUUUUCUUUCUUUCUUUUUCCUUGAAAAAUCAAUGUAUUUAAAAAAUUUUAACAUUUUUUCCUUCCCACCAGUUAUUUUUAAUCCCUUUUUUGGCUUUAAACGCAAGUUGUUUUAGAAACUUUGAAUUUUACUAAGCAUUUGUGGAUACAUUUAGACUGUUUGGCAUAUUAGUCUGAAUAUUUUAGUCGCCUCAGUGAUCCCUCUGCCUAUGCACACAUCAUUUAAAAUGUUUUUGUUUUUUGGGACUUUGUACAGAUAUAUUUAGUUGUUUUUCUACUGAGCUUGUAGCUGAAACAUUUUUGCUCUCACUUCUCUGAAGAGAUUCAAACCAAAAUACUAAAGUCUUAUGACAGAGGGAGAAGGCUUUUUAUCUACUUCUAUUUAAACCUGGAGAUUUUUAUAAUAUAAAGAGAAGCUGAAAAAAAGCAACAAAAACAAAACAGAGGUUGUUGUAUAGAGUCGGACAGAAAUAGGCCAAAGGUAUUUUUCUCUAAUAUAUUUUGGGUAUAAGUGUGUAUAUUUUCUAAAGUCUACCUGUGGCUGUCUCUGACGCGGGUGUAUAUCUGUCACUGUCUCUCUGGAGGACACUAAUCUGACUUUCUCUGCGUUGCUUUCUCGUGUGCCAGCUAACCGAUUUAUCCAGUGGAAAUGGAACAGGUGGACUUGUUGAUGUGCUUCCGUCAGAUGCAGUUGGUUUAAUGUGCCAAAACACACAGUGCUACCAAGAAAGAAACGGACAAGAAGUGUAAUGACGAGACAAAAUGUGGGAAAGUUCCAGCACUGUACGUUUCUGUGUCUGCCCCCUAGGGGCCGCCGCCUGUCAUUAAUUUCUUAAAACUCGAUGAUUCAUGGAUAUCUGAUAUUGGGACACAGGUAGAGGAGUGAGCUAAUCAUCAUGCCUCUCGUUCAGGCCUGGACUGCUGAAGUGUGUUGUUUUUUUUUUUGUUUUUAAGACAUUUUGAAAUAAUUAUAAUUUUGAGUUUGAAAACGUCUGAGAACAAAAAGUCAGAUUCUCACAGCUCUGGAGAGCAAAUUUCCAGUUAAUGUAGCAAAACAUUCCUUUGGCCUACUGACUGCGCUGAAGAAGCUUUUUCUGUGUGUGCGUGAAUGUGUGUGUGUGUUUCAGGCUGGAGUUGUUGCUGUGUGAGAUUACAGACUGUGUGACUCUGGGUGGGCUUGGUUUACUGCACUGUUGAUGCCUCAUUACCCAGCGUGCUUCAUCAACAGUAUUUUAUAGUGUGUGUGUGCGUGUGUGUGUGGGGGGGGUGUGCUUGUGUGUGUGUGUGUGGCCUUUGGCAUCAUUUUGCUCUGCAGACCUGGCAAAAAUGGAUGCUUUAAAGGGGCAGAAAAAAAUGCGUUGCCCUCAUUGUAGUAAAAGAACAAGAUGUUUCACCUCUUGAACUUUGAACCACAUCGUUUUAGGACAGUUUUGUGGUGGACUGAAGAUGAACACCUAACUAUCUCACCGCAAAUACAAAACCACAAAAUGUUACCAAGUAUUUUUUAUUUAGUUUCAAGUACAAAUAUCUUAGUUCACUUACAAUAACUUACUUUUCAGCAAGAUAGGAGUCAAUUUCUUAAUAUUAAAAGGAGGACUAGUUUCAGUGGCAGAUUAUUUCAUUUAUUGCACUGAGAAAACGUCAGCCAGUGGAACCAGUUAUUAUGAAUAUUAAUGAAUUCUUGAGUUAAAACAAGCCCCUAUGUCAGGCUGAAAGUUUUUUUAUUUCCAUCAAAAAUCAGACCAAAAAUACUUAGUAAGUUUUUGUGUUUACAUUCCUUCGCUUCCAGAACCAACCAUCUUCUACUUGCUGUUCAGCUGAAAUAUUUUAUCUUAUUCACUUGUUUAAAAAUUUUCUUCUCUUGGGGUCUUUUAUAUUACAACUUGAUAGAGUUGUGAUAUAAAAUAAUCAAAAAAGGCACAGAAAAUGUUUAUUUCCAGUCUCUGUGCCAUGAGCAUUUUUAUUUUAAACGGGCUUUCACAUCUUGUAUUACAGAGGUGUGUGUUCAGCACAGAGUAUUUCUACCUGCUCUUCAAAAUAAAAGUGUAAAAAAACAAAUAAUUUAGAGGUUUAGAAGAGUUGAGUUCUGGAGUGGUUCAGUCUUAAAAAUGCUUAAUAUUCAGAUUGAGGCUAACUUUUGUAUUCAGGUGGAACUAUUAUGGUGCAGGUUGUUUUCUGUUUGCUCCAGAGGAAGAACAGAUGGAGAUGAAAGGUCGCCCUCCGCAGGCAGGCAGCCGGUACUGCAGUGGCAUUAAAACGUUUGUUAGUAGAAACCGAACAUCAGUUAAAAACUAGAGCUGCCCCUUUACAGCAUCCACCAGAACAUGGUCUGCUUUAUGUUUCUAGCUUGUCUGGAGAGCCAGAAAGAAACUUUAACAUUCUUGAAGUGCAGUGUUGUUGUUUUGUUUGUUUUUUCCAUCUUGGUUUCCAAAGCUUUAGCCACUUCCAGAUUCAGCAGUAAAAUAAGGAAUUUAAAUUUUGAAACUAGACAAAAAAAAAAGGCUUCCACUGGAUGGAUUUAAUAGU